Messenger RNA from Hippocampus comes (tiger tail seahorse), 1917 nucleotides. Its product is annotated as V-type proton ATPase subunit C 1-A. The record is from RefSeq and is a predicted model, not a curated record. The coding region runs from base 250 to 1398 and encodes 382 amino acids. Gene Ontology annotation, molecular function: proton-transporting ATPase activity, rotational mechanism. The transcript is spliced from 13 exons. Gene Ontology annotation, biological process: proton transmembrane transport. Gene Ontology annotation, cellular component: vacuolar proton-transporting V-type ATPase, V1 domain; lysosomal membrane. Lineage: Eukaryota; Metazoa; Chordata; Actinopteri; Syngnathiformes; Syngnathidae.
CAUGCGUGCGCGCACACCCUCACCGUCUCUGCUAAUCAGCUGACCGGAGAUGCUAGCUAGGCUGAAUUGAAGGACCUCUGGGUCGCCACGACACUAUUAUUAGCAGUAAUAUUUAUUAAGAUUUAGUGAUAUGAAUGGGAAUCUGCGACUGUCUGACUGAAACCCACCGAGUCAAGCGAACGGUGAAGACUGUGUUUCGUGCUCCUCCUACAUUAGUUGAACUCUCCUGGAAGCCCAACAGCAGCCGCCAUGACGGAAUUCUGGUUGAUCUCUGCGCCAGGUGAGAAGACGUGUCAGCAGACAUGGGACAAGCUGAUGGUGGCCACCACGCGCACCAACAACCUCUCCACCAACACCAAGUUCAACAUUCCCGACCUCAAGGUGGGCACGCUGGAUGUCCUGGUGGGUCUGUCCGACGAGCUGGCCAAGCUGGAUACGUUUGUGGAAAGUGUGGUGAAGAAGGUGGCUCAGUACAUGGCUGACGUUCUGGAGGACAGCCGGGACAAAGUUCAGGAGAACCUGCUGGCCAAUGGACUGGACCUGGUCACAUACAUCACCAGAUUCCAGUGGGACAUGGCCAAGUAUCCCAUUAAACAGUCGCUGAAGAACAUCUCCGAGAUCGUCUCCAAGCAAGCGACGCAGAUUGACAACGACCUGAAGGCCCGAGCAUUGGCCUAUAACAACCUGAAGGGGAACCUGCAGAACCUAGAGCGGAAGAACGCGGGGAGCCUGCUAACCAGGAGUCUGGCCGACAUUGUGAAGAAAGAUGACUUUGUGCUAGACUCGGAGUACCUGGUCACCAUGCUGGUGGUUGUUCCCAAGACAAGCUUCGUAGACUGGCAGAAGACGUACGAAACCCUGGCGGAGAUGGUGGUGCCGCGUUCCACUAAGUUGCUGUUUGAGGACAACGACAGUGGCCUGUUCAGCGUCACGCUCUUCCGGAAGGCUGUGGAUGACUUCAAGCACAAGGCCAGGGAAAACAAGUUCACGGUGCGUGACUUUCAGUACAACGAGGAAGAGAUGAAGGCCGACAAGGAGGAGAUGACGCGCUUGUCCACCGACAAAAAGAAGCAGUUUGGUCCUCUGGUGCGGUGGCUCAAAGUCAACUUCAGUGAAGCCUUCAUCGCGUGGAUCCACAUCAAAGCGCUGCGUGUCUUUGUGGAGUCGGUCCUGAGGUACGGGCUUCCGGUGAACUUCCAGGCCAUGCUGCUGCAGCCCAACAAGAAGAACAUGAAGAAGUUGCGGGAGGUUCUGUACGACCUGUACAAGCACCUGGACAGCAGCGCCGCCAUCAUCGACGCCUCCAUGGACAUCCCCGGUCUGAACCUGAGCCAGCAGGAGUACUACCCGUACGUUUACUACAAGAUCGACUGCAACCUGCUCGACUUCAAAGUUUAGACGCGCCGUUGUCGUCGCGACGGUUUUACAUUCCCCCCUGUUUUUCCCCUGCCCCCCCUCCCCUCGUCUUAAUCUCAAUUUUUGUUCCCGUUCCAUUCCGCUUUCAAAAGUCAAGGAGGAUCAAUUCAAAGUGAUGAAAGGGGUGGCUGGACAUCCCCACCUGCUAUCCAAAGGCAUUGAUAAUCCUUCAUUUCUAUUGUCACAAGUGUCGUCCGACUGGUACACAAAUGGAGAUGUAUAUGAUAAAUAUAUUAUUUAUUUUAAGUCUCUAAACAGUCAGUGAAGAUUUUAUUUGACAGUGAUGUGAGUUCUUAGCGUGUUUGUUUCCAGUUCGAUGUUGAUCAUCCCCCACGUUAAAGAUGCACUCUAUUUGCUGACUGUGCGCUCCUGUUAAAUCUGUAAUAUUGAUCCUUUGCCCGCUACUGUAAUGCUGCCCCGAUGUAAACAUAUUUAAAAAGAAAGCAAAUAAUAAAUGUGAAAACAAUGAUUGUCGUGAAAGGCAAAUUGACUGCUCAAUUU